Molecule: messenger RNA, 3063 nt
Organism: Arabidopsis arenosa
Lineage: Eukaryota; Viridiplantae; Streptophyta; Magnoliopsida; Brassicales; Brassicaceae
Source: the annotation of a GenBank genome assembly
GCUUCGUCUACACAAUCGAGGAAGCAGCAAAAGGAAGACGAAGAGAGAUUCGAUUUCUCUGGAUUUCUCAAAAUGUUUCUCCAAUCGCAAAAACUAUGGAAGAUGCUUCUAAUUCUAGCGAUUUGGUCACCGAUUUCACACUCGCUUCACUUCGAUCUACACUCAGGUCGCACAAAAUGUAUCGCCGAAGACAUCAAAAGCAAUUCAAUGACUGUUGGUAAAUACAACAUCGAUAAUCCUCACGAAGGUCAAGCUUUACCACAAUCUCACAAAAUCUCCGUCAAGGUGACGUCUAAUUCCGGGAACAAUUACCAUCACGCGGAACAAGUUGAUUCGGGACAAUUCGCGUUCUCUGCUAUAGAAGCAGGUGAUUACAUGGCUUGCUUCACUGCUGUUGAUCAUAAGCCUGAGGUUUCGUUGAGUAUUGAUUUUGAGUGGAAGACUGGUGUUCAAUCUAAAAGCUGGGCUAAUGUUGCUAAGAAGAGCCAAGUCGAAGUUAUGGAAUUUGAGGUUAAGAGUCUUCUUGAUACCGUUAACUCGAUUCAUGAAGAGAUGUAUUAUCUUAGAGAUAGGGAAGAAGAGAUGCAAGAUCUGAACCGGUCAACUAACACGAAAAUGGCAUGGUUGAGUGUUCUCUCGUUUUUCGUUUGCAUAGGAGUGGCAGGGAUGCAGUUUUUGCACUUGAAGACGUUUUUCGAGAAGAAAAAGAUGCUUUUGUCUGCACUUCUUAUGUCUGUUGGGAUAAACUCUUGCCUAUGUGUAUUGUUCUUCAUACUUUACUCUGUACUGAGGAAGCAGCCACACAACUACGAGGUUUUUUUACCUCGUAGACUCGCAGAUGGGACGUCUAAACGUAGACGUAACAAAGUAGCAAGGUAUAUACCUUCUGUUAAAUGGAUUUGGAAAUCAUGGAGGCCAACAGAAAAGGAACUGAUGGAAGCCUCUGGUUUGGAUGGUGUUGUGUUUAUGAGAAUGAUUACUUUCAGUUUGAAAGUGUUCUUGUUUGCUGGGAUCAUUGGUGUUUUUGUUCUCUUGCCUGUGAACUGCUUCGGAGAUCAACUUACCGUGAUUGACUACGCUGACUGGUCUGCCAAUUCUUUGGAUCUUUUUUCUGUUGCUAACCUCAAAAUCCGCUCACAAUGGCUAUGGGUUCACUUUGGAGCUAUAUAUCUUGUGACUGCAUUUGUCUGCUGUCUUCUUUACUUUGAAUUUAGAUAUAUUGCCUUGAAAAGGAUUGAGCAUUUCUAUUCAUCCAAACCUCAGCCAGAACAGUUUACCAUAUUGGUUCGCAAUAUUCCCUCUACAGAUGGAAGCAGUGUGAGCGACACUGUUGAUAGGUUCUUUGGAGAAAGCCAUUUCUCUACUUACCUGUCUCAUGUGGUUAUCCAUCGAACAAGUAAACUUCGGAGUGUCGUUGAUAAGGCUAAAAAGUUAUAUAAACAAGUGAAACAUAAGAAGCCAGUUAAGAAGAAGCCAAUGAGAUUCUUCAGUCGCAGAGACACUCCCGAGGGUCACUAUGAGAGCGUGUUACAGGAAUUGGAACAGGAUAUACGAAUAGGGCAAGCUGAAGUUUCAGCACCUGGAAAAGAAGUUCGAGCUGCUUUUGUAUCAUUCAAGUCCCGAUAUGGUGCUGCAACGGCACUCCACAUGCCACAAUCAAUCAACCCCACUUACUGGCUUACAGAACCAGCACCAGAACCUCAUGACGUCCACUGGCCUUUCUUCUCUGCAUCAUUUAUGCAGAAAUGGCUUGCUAAAAUUCUCGUUGUAUUCGCUUGUCUCCUCCUUACUAUCUUGUUUCUUGUUCCAGUAGUACUUGUCCAAGGUCUCACCAACCUGCCUGCACUAGAAUUUAUGUUCCCGUUCUUGACAUUGAUCCUAUCAAUGAAAGUUGUAAGUCAAAUAAUAACUGGAUACCUUCCAAGUCUUAUACUUCAGACGUCUCUGAAAGUUGUACCUCCCAUCAUGGAGUUUCUCUCUUCUAUCCAAGGGCACAUUUGCCACAGCGAUAUACAAAAGAGUGCUUGUAACAAGGUGAUCUGGUUCACAAUAUGGAAUGUGUUUUUCGCAACUGUUUUCUCUGGAUCAGCCUUCUACAAGCUUUCUGUGAUUCUCGAUCCAAAGGAAAUUCCUGUCAAGUUGGCUGUGGCUGUUCCGGCUCAGGCUUCGUUUUUCAUCGCUUAUGUUGUGACAACAGGAUGGACAGAUACUCUGACUGAACUCUUCCGUGUAGUUCCCUUCAUGGUUAGUUACAUAAAAAGAUCAUUUGAACCGUCAGAUGACAAUGAAUUUGUUGUCCCGCCAAUGCGGUACCACAGAGACACCCCUAGAGUUCUAUUCUUUGGGCUUCUUGGGAUUACAUACUUCUUCUUAGCUCCAUUGAUUCUUCCUUUCAUCCUUCUCUACUUUUGCCUUGCAUACAUCAUCUACCGAAACCAGUUUAUGAACGUGUAUGCCCCAAAGUUUGAUACGGGCGGGAUGUUUUGGCCAAUGAUACACUAUACGAUGAUAUUCUCUCUUGUACUUAUGCAAGCAAUUGCAAUCGGUCUAUUUGCGCUAAAGAAGAUGGAACUAGCUACAUACUUGCUUGUCCCUCUUCCCGUUUGUACUCUUCUCUUCAACGAGUUCUGUCGUAAACGCUUCAUGCCUAUAUUCACUGCUUAUCCUGCUGAGGUGUUGACAAAGAGAGAUAAGGAAGAUCGAAACGAUCCAAGAAUGCCUGAGUUUUACAAUAACUUGGUCAGUGCAUACCAAGAUCCUGCUCUGCUCCCACUUCGAUUCUCAGGAUCAGGAAGCAGAAAUGAUAGCCUCACUAGUCCUCUUCUCUCUUCGUCCGAGGUUUGAUCCUCUUCAAUACAACUUUACCUGUCUCUUCCUCUGUACAUGCAUGUGCAUAUAUAUACCUCAAAAGUCAUUAGAGAUCUACAUUGGAAACUCAAUACCAUAAUUUAUUUGUAAAUCUUUAUUUACUACAGAACCAGUCAUUAGAUAGAUUACAUCAAUGAGUUGUUUAUUCUUGUUUUUCAGCUUUGAUUUAAAAGGUAAUCAAAGUAUUAAAUAACA